UGACGGAGCUUUAUUAUUGUUUACUCAUUCGAAGCAAAAUUCCAGCGACAUAGUUCUCUUUAUUCCAUUAAAAUUUAAUAUUUUUUCGGAGAUUCAGGCGGAUUUCAACAGAAUGGACUCAACUGUAGUGUCCGCAUCUACUUCGCAACCAGGGCCAUCUGCGGCAGGGAAAAGUUUUGCUGAAAAACACGCCGAACGAAUGGAACGGCUGAAAAAACUUCACAUGCAGCGCAAUGAAGCCCGGAACUCCAACCACCAGGAAGUUGUUGCAGAAGAUGAGCGUAAAAAACUCCCAACCAACUGGGAGGCACGGAAACGGCAAGCAGAUUGGCUCAUCGACGACAGCAAAGCGAAGGCCGAAGCAGAAGCCCAAGGUAUGGACUACAAUAGAGUCAAAAUGAUGAAGGUUUCGGCAGCGGAGGCGGAACGGUUCGAUAAGCUGAGAGCGAAGAAACGGAAUGCGGAUCCGGGAUUUUCUGAUUAUGAAGCACAAACGGCUCGACAGUAUAACCGGCUCGUGAAGAACAUGGAACCGAGGGAUUUGGUCAAGUAUGAAGAACAGAAGCAAACGUACGGCGAUGCGUUUUACGGGGGACCCAAUGUGGUGCUGCAAGGGCUGCACAAAGACACUCCGGUGGCGAUCGAUAAGAUGGUGAAAGACUUGGAGCAGCAGAUCGAUAAGCGAAAGAAGUUCUCCCGGCGGAGAACACACAACGACGAUGCGGACAUUGACUAUAUCAACGAGAAGAACGCUCGGUUCAACAAAAAGCUGGAACGGUUCUAUGGAGAGCACACAGCCGAAAUCAAGCAGAAUUUGGAACGAGGAACUGCCAUAUAAAAGAUUGGCUUGGUUUACCCUAUUUGUAUUGUGCUUACAUUUUAAUUAGCUUUAAUAAUAACAUGCUAAUUUUAACUAUUGCAGUAAAUAAUAUUAAAUUAUGCAAUAAUUUUAAUAUUUUAUUGGUUUAAUAAAUCUUGGAUUUGUGAAUAA
Armigeres subalbatus is the source of this 991-nucleotide messenger RNA. Its product is annotated as pre-mRNA-splicing factor Syf2. The coding region runs from base 113 to 838 and encodes 241 amino acids. Gene Ontology annotation, cellular component: Prp19 complex; catalytic step 2 spliceosome; post-mRNA release spliceosomal complex. The record is from RefSeq and is a predicted model, not a curated record. The transcript has a single exon. NCBI's taxonomy places the organism in Eukaryota, Metazoa, Arthropoda, Insecta, Diptera, Culicidae.